This is a messenger RNA of Closterium sp. Naga37s-1, 405 nucleotides long. Lineage: Eukaryota; Viridiplantae; Streptophyta; Zygnematophyceae; Desmidiales; Closteriaceae. The record is from the annotation of a GenBank genome assembly.
AUGGUCAGCGUGUAUGGGAAGCAUGGGCUGGUGGAUAAGGCGAAGGUGAGAGUGAGGGGGGAAGGGGGGAAAGGGGGGAAAGGGAGAGAGGAGGGGGAUGUGUGCAAAGCGAAGAAGGGAGAUGUGUGUGCUGCUGGCUGUGCAUGUGAAGAGAGGACUAGCAUCAGAGCACACACCACGAUGGUCAGCGUGUAUGGGAAGCAUGGGCUGGUGGAUAAGGCAAAGCUGCUGUUUACAAGCCUGAGGGGGGCGGGCAGGGACUUGGACGCAGUGAUAUGGAACGCCAUGCUGAGUUCCCUGGGGAAGAAUGGGCGGGUGGAGGAGGCGAAGGAGCUGUUUGCGGAGAUGCAGGAGUGUGGACCGACGCCCACCGUCUACUCCUACUCUAUUAUGAUCGACGCGUGA